AUGGAUAAAUCCAACACCUCUGACGAAACUCGCCAUUCGCGCACAUUCGUCCGACUUCUGAUUGCAGCGUUCUUCUUGGUUACGAUUAUUCUCGUCGUUGUUUCCAUUGCUUUGCUUCUAACACAAGAACCAGUGCAUCUCAGUGAAGAUGAAUCAUCCACGCCGUUGUCUUCAGACGAGAACGGGAACCGAUCCUCGUCUCGGUUAUCAUUUCGACGUCGCCGUCCUGAAUACCGUAAAUUCACCUUUGAUGAUCUUUUCUCUGGAAAAGUGUUCCUCAAGGACACCUACACGACCGCAUGGACGCGCGACGGUGGCCUCAUUCGGACGAAGGACGAGUACUCCGAGACUCCUUCGGUAGCAACCAUCAUCAAGCCAGGAUCUUUCGAAGCCACACCAUAUUUAUCGGAUUCUUCUAUUAUGAACACGAUGUCCUCCAACAAUAAAUACGCCUAUACGUCAGAAACACUCAAACCUAUAUUCCGUUACUCCAACGAGGCUCUGUAUCAAAUCUUUCGGAUAGUAAACGGCACACGAAUGGGAGAACCUUUCCCUGUCGGUCCGACUGGAGAUGGUACCGAAACUAUUCUCAUUUUCAAGUGGAAUCCCAAUCGGAACAAGAGCGACUUUGUAUUUGUUCAUGACUACAACAUUUACUACCAAGCCGAUCCAGAGAAACCAGGAAGUGCUCGACAGCUGACGAAGGAUGGCCAUUAUCUAUUUCGCUAUGGUGUGGCGGAUUGGUUAUACGAAGAAGAGAUCCUGUCGUCAGCAGAUGCAAUCUGGUGGUCCGAUUCAGGGGACUACCUUUCAUACCUGAGAUUCGAUGAUCGCUCGGUGAAUCGAGUUUACAUUCCAAAACACUUGAGAAACUCUCAGUAUCCACAGUAUAUGGAAAUACCGUACCCGAAGGCAGGUGUUGAGGAUAACCCGGAGGCCACUCUGUACAUAUGGUCAAUGAAAAGUGGCAAAACUGUGGUCGCUGAACCGCCAACUCAGCUGGCUGGAAUGAAUCAGUCAUACUAUGUCUACUCGAAUCAGUGGAUCAAGAUGCCGAAGGAAAUACGAAGCGAACUCGGUGAUGAGCGGCUGGUAACGGUAUGGGCAAACCGUGAGCAGAAUCUCGUCUACAUAACGCUAUGCAAUGAGGUGGACUGCGUGUUGACGCACACGCAAUCGUUCACGAUCAAUGGCCGAAGUUUGUCUGCUGAGCCGACCGACUUCAAGACGAUAUUGGCAUCAGAGCUCGGUUUCUUUGUCAUUUUGCCUCACGCCUACUACGAUGGAAACAUCUAUAAUCAUAUCGCUCAUAUCAAAAUUAUGAACAACGGCAGUGGACGAGUUACGGCAUGGCACGGUGGUGCCUAUGAUAUCAAGGAGAUGAAAGGUUACGACAUUAAGAAAGACACCCUCACCUUCACCUCAUCUGGUCAAGGUGUUGGCACCAUGAGGUUGUACAGAUUAGCACGAGGUACCUCAACAAAUCAGUCAUCGAUAAUAGUUCUGUCGUCUCUUGUCUCCGAUUGCGAUUACGGCUCGUACGAUGUGUCACCGGAUGGCAAGCGAGCUGUUCUUGCUUGCCUACAAGCAUUUAAAAAUACGAAGUUGUACCUCAUGAACGUAGAUAUUCCUAGUAAUAAUAGACUACUAGACGGUGCUGACGAACCUCACAUUCCAUUCGAUCUUCCUGAGCUCUCCUAUGAAACAGUGAAGUUACCAUCAGGUUACGAAGUGCACAUUGGUCUGAUGAAGCCGCCGAAAUUCGACCCGUCACUGAAGUAUCCCAUGCUCGUUGAUGUAUAUGGUGGCCCAAACAGCUGUCGAAUACGUAGAUCUACGCCGAAUCCCAAUAUGAUCCACUUCUGCUCGAAUCUCGGCGUGAUCGUGGCGUGGAUUGAUGGCCGUGGAUCCUCUAAUCGAGGCUGGAAUAUGAAAGCCCCUGUCUACAAAGCGCUCGGCCAGUUUGAGACAAUCGACACAAUCGACGCCGUAAAGUAUCUUACGUCAAAGUAUUCCUACAUCGACAACAAGCGAGUAGCGGUGUUUGGUUGGUCCUACGGAGGCUUUCUCAGCACACAUAUAGCCAUACGGGAUCAGGGUAAAACGUUCCAAUGUGCGAUUGCUGUAGCUCCGGUGGUCGAUUUCAUGCUUUACGAUAGCGCGUACACGGAACGUUACUUGGGUAUACCACUAGAGAAUCCAGGAGCGUAUAAUGCCAGUCAAUUGUUGAAUAAAGCUGGUCGUCUGAAGGAAGUCAAAUAUUUACUGGCUCAUGGAGAGGCUGAUGACAAUGUUCACUUUCAAAACAGCGCCCUUCUAGCAGAGGCGUUACAAGCCGAACUUGUUCAUUUCACACAAUUAGUCUAUCCAAAUCAAGAUCACAGUAUAGGCCCUCGUCAAGCCCAUCUCUUCAUGGAGAUUGGUCGCUUCCUCGACAAGGAAUGCUUUAACAAUGAUGACUAA
This is a messenger RNA of Ostertagia ostertagi, 2463 nucleotides long. NCBI's taxonomy places the organism in Eukaryota, Metazoa, Nematoda, Chromadorea, Rhabditida, Trichostrongylidae. The record is from the annotation of a GenBank genome assembly.